AUGACUCGCAACAAGAUGGCGGCGCGGGGAGCGGCCUGUUGUCAUGGAAACACACCCUCUAAAAUCAGGGGAGCGGGUGGGGGAAGAGUGGUGGGCUUGCGCUCAUUAGUUCACACUAGAUUCCUGACCGCCCCUCCUCCCCUAAGUAAUCAUAGCUGUAGCCGAAAACGGGAUGAUAAGGAAAAGUUAAUAAAGAUGGCAUUCCCAGUCUCCUUGGUGAUAAUGCGAGCACACAACAUUGCCAACUCGGCCAAUCCUUCAAUUACUCCCCGUCAAACCAGAAGGCCAAGGCGGUUCCAAAUUAGGCUUAACCUGAAUUCAUUUACAGAUGAGGAAGUCCUUCAACAUUUUAGACUAUCAAAGGAUUCCAUUAGAAUGCUUUAUGAAGAAAUCAAACUACACAUUGACAGGCAGACAAGAAGAAGUCACGCUAUUUGUGGAAGGUCUAAACUCCUGGCAGUACUUCAUUACUUAGCUAGUGGAUCUUUCCAGUACUGUAUAGCCUCCAAAAUAGGUUUCACCCAACCCACAUUCAGCCGCUGUCUUCGUCAGGUUGUUAAUGCUAUUGUGAACAUCAGCACCAAUUACAUUAGGUUCCCAUACAGCAUCUCAGAAAGGGAGGAAGUGAAGCUAAAGUUUUUCCAAAAAUAUGGUAUGCCUUUAACAAUCGGAUUAAUAGAUUGUACGCAUAUCGCAAUCAUCCCACCCGCAGCAGAGGAACAAAGCUACCGAAACCGGAAGAUGUUCUACUCUUUAAAUGUUCAACUAAUAUGUGGCCCCUCGGGGAAAAUUUUAGACGUUGUCGCCAGAUAUCCUGGAGGAACCCAUGACUCAUUCGUGUUAAGUGGAAGAGGAAUUGGCCAACUAUUUCAAAGUGGUUAUUUUGGCGAUGAUUUAUUAUUAGGUGAUAACGGGUAUCGCCUUACUCCAUGGCUACUUACCCCCUAUCUUUCGCCAACGAACAGACGCCCAGCAUCGCUAUAAUCUAGCGCACCGAAGAACUCUGAGCCAAGUGGAAAGAGUUUUUGGACAGCUCAAGUCACGUUUUCGCUGCCUAGAUGUAACAGGUGGUGCUAUGUUAUACAAACCAGUUCUAGUCGGCAAAAUUAUCUUGGCCUGUGCCGUGUUGCAUAAUAUUGCACUACAAUAUCACAUACCAAUAGAGAUUGCUGCUGAUCUUCGCGAACCCAUCGACUGCCCGCCUGUGAUGGGUCAUGAGAGUAGUCAGGCUGGAAACAUGAAACGAAACGACAUUUCUUACAAUUUUUUUACACGAUAGGCUUCAUUCUGCCAAGCUGUUUAUACGUUCAUGCUUGUGUUUGAAGGUUGGGGUUACAUGGGCCUUUAACCAAAAUUCUUUUAAAUUAAUUAUAGUUUACACCUGUUCCCCAGAUUUUGCAUUCAUGUUUUUUGAGCUGGUUAACAAUUAAAUAAAUCUUUG
This is a messenger RNA of Hyla sarda, 1441 nucleotides long. Its product is annotated as putative nuclease HARBI1. The record is from RefSeq and is a predicted model, not a curated record. NCBI's taxonomy places the organism in Eukaryota, Metazoa, Chordata, Amphibia, Anura, Hylidae. The transcript is spliced from 3 exons. The coding region runs from base 1 to 984 and encodes 327 amino acids.